AUGGGGAGAAAGAGGCAUGCUGGUGGAGACAAGGAUGGAGCAACCUCCAAAAAGUACUCAUUUUGGCCUGAGAAGCUUGACAAGCCUUUGGUUGAAUGCAUUUUGGAGCUGGUGGAGAAGGGGCUCAUUGUGGAUGGCAAUUCCAAAAAUAGCGGAUAUGCAGCACUCGAAAAGAUGUUGGAACAGAAGGUACCAGGCUGUGGUGUUAGGGGAAGACCCCAUAUUGAAGGACGGAUUAAGAAGUUGAAGAAAAACUGGCAGGCUAUCACAUUCAUGAGGAAUCAAAGUGGAUGGGGGUGGGAUGAGGCAAACAAGUGUGUCAAUGCCUUGAUGGGAAAUGGAAUGAUUUUGAACAAGUACGUAUGCAUAUAUUUAUGGUGUGUUGUCUUUUGUAGCAUUAUACUAGGCUGCUUAUAUGUUGUACAGUCCUCCAAGUAUGUAUGCAUGUAUUUAUGGUGUGCUGUCUUUUGUAGAUGUAUCCGACUUGUCGAGGUCUGA
Linum tenue is the source of this 498-nucleotide messenger RNA. NCBI's taxonomy places the organism in Eukaryota, Viridiplantae, Streptophyta, Magnoliopsida, Malpighiales, Linaceae. The record is from the annotation of a GenBank genome assembly.